This is a messenger RNA of Equus caballus (horse), 2855 nucleotides long. It is a transcript of the gene CCNA1, whose product is annotated as cyclin A1. The record is from RefSeq and is a predicted model, not a curated record. Gene Ontology annotation, molecular function: cyclin-dependent protein serine/threonine kinase regulator activity. NCBI's taxonomy places the organism in Eukaryota, Metazoa, Chordata, Mammalia, Perissodactyla, Equidae. Gene Ontology annotation, cellular component: nucleus; cytoplasm; cyclin A2-CDK2 complex. Gene Ontology annotation, biological process: mitotic cell cycle phase transition; regulation of cyclin-dependent protein serine/threonine kinase activity.
AAAGACGUUAGCGGGAGGAGUUAGCGGCUGUUGGAGAAGGGGUUCACGGAAACAGUCCCUUCCGAAGCCCCGGCCAUCGCGGGGUGGGCCGUCUUCCUCCCUCUCAGGCCGGGGGCGCCGGCGAGGAGGGACACGUGUACCGACCGCGGCCGCCCACCCGGGCACGCCUGGGCAAGACCGCGCAGGACGACCCGGGGGCCGCCGCCCGUUGGCCCCGCCCGGCCCUGAACGCCCAGGGGUCGCGGCGCGUCUGCCCUUGGCGUGUCAGCAGCAGCCUGUGGCGACUGAGGCUAUGCAUUGCAGCAGCUCCAAGAGCGGGGUGGUCUUGGCUCCAGUGUCCCGAGGUCCUGAUGCCUGUCAGAUGAUAACCAGAGCCCACCUCGGCCAGGAUCCCCCCCAAAGAACAGUGCUAGGGGUGCUGACUGAGAAUGGGCAGUACAGGAGGACCUGUGGCCAGGGGAUCACAACACUCAGAUGUUUCUCUGGAUCAGAAAAUGUCUUCCCUUCAACUGGAAAGAAACUGCUCUCUGACUGUGGGGUCCAUGUGCCCGCCAAGCAAGGAUUUGAUAUCUACAUGGAUGAGCCUGAGCAGGGUGACAGAGACAGCUGUACAGAAAGAGAGGGGAUGGCAUUUGAGGAUGCGUAUGAAGUAGACACCAGCACACUCAAGUCAGACCUUCACUUCUUGCUGGAUUUUAGCACAGUUUCCCCCAUGCUGGUAGAUUCAUCUCUCCAUUCCCAGUCUGAAGAUGCAUCAGAUUUUGGUACAGAUGUGAUAAAUGUGACUGAAUAUGCUGAAGAAAUUCAUCAGUACCUUAGAGAAGCUGAAAUAAGAUACAGGCCCAAAGCGCACUACAUGAGGAAACAGCCGGACAUCACGGAAGGCAUGCGCACAAUUCUGGUGGACUGGCUGGUGGAGGUCGGAGAAGAAUAUAAGCUUCGAGCAGAGACUCUCUACCUGGCUGUCAACUUCCUGGACAGGUUUCUCUCCUGCAUGUCUGUUCUGAGAGGGAAACUGCAGCUUGUGGGAACAGCAGCUAUUCUUCUGGCUUCGAAAUAUGAAGAAAUAUAUCCCCCCGAAGUAGACGAGUUUGUCUACAUAACUGAUGAUACUUACACAAAGCGGCAGCUGUUAAGAAUGGAACACCUGCUCCUGAAAGUCCUGGCUUUUGAUUUGACGGUGCCAACGACCAACCAGUUUCUCCUUCAGUACUUGAGGAGGCAAGGAGUGUGUGUCAGAACCGAGAACCUGGCCAAGUACGUAGCGGAACUGAGUCUACUUGAAGCUGACCCAUUCUUGAAAUAUCUUCCUUCACUGAUAGCUGCAGCAGCUUAUUGCCUGGCAAACUAUACUGUGAACAGGCACUUCUGGCCAGAAACCCUUGCUGCCUUUACAGGCUAUUCAUUAAGUGAAAUCGUUCCUUGCCUGAGUGAGCUACACAAAGCGUGCCUUGACAUAACCCAUCGACCUCAGCAAGCAAUUCGGGAGAAGUAUAAGGCUUCGAAGUACAUGCACGUGUCUCUCCUGGAACCCCCUGCAGUGCUUCCUCUACAGUAAGCUGCAGGACUGAAGUGCUUUCAGACCUGGACUUCCACGUCACCAGCACUGGUCUUAAUUUUUAUAGGUUUCUGCAGGUUGGGUCAACUAGUGUUGCUACAAUAUAGAUGACAUAUUUUUUAAAAAUGUAAAGGUAUUUAGGUUCUCUUAGACUUUAGUAGCUUAUAAUAGAGUCUAACAUUUUUUGAAGAAUAAACAACUUGCCUUAUGACCACGUGUUAGGCUCCUUUACUGAUUAGCAUGGCUGACACACUUGCCUGGAAUUUUAGUUGAGAGUAUUAUAAAUGUCAUCUCUAUUUCAAGAAUUCUUUUAAGUUGGUUUUAUAAAUCUGGCACACUACUAGCAUUAACCAUUGUGAGGAAUCCAGAGAUUUUCAUGUUUGAUAAAUGGCCACUGAGACGUUUUCCUUCCUAUCUCUUUACUCUUCACCUAGCUCUCCAUGAAUAGGCACGGGAAGGAACUCCAAGCUUAGACAGAUUAUUAGUGAAGGGAUGUAAACAAGCACUAUCUGUUCUAGCUUCCCUGUAGGACCCUAGGGAGGAAAGACAGUGGAUUGAGCACUAAAUGUGAUCAAGAAACUCUGAGGGGUAUCUUAAAUUUACUUCUAAUCCAGGGAUAUGACGUGCAUUUUGUAAACAGAUACCAUUAUGUCAAUAUUCAGUUUUGAUUUAGUCACCCAUCAAGCAUAUGUGUUAGCCUUAGAAGAUGCUCUGAGAUGUAGAAAAAGCAAAUUUCACCAUAGAGUGGGACUUCAGAAUAAGUAAGCUAACCCUUCCUGUUUGUCCCUUGGGAGAUAGCCAUACUAAGCUCUGCUUUAGCUCGAAGUUUUAAAUUAUUCGUGAUCCUGCAGUUCUCUUCACUAGACAUUCAUAUAUGGCUCCUUUCAUAGUAUACAAGAUGGGGAAAACUGAAAAAAAAAAAAUCAGCCAAACACUUAACUUUCUUUUAAAGAUUGGAAGAGAAAUCAAGAGUAGACUUGGCCUUGAGGGAGGGUGGUGUUGUUGGGCAUUGAGUAUGAAUUUUGUUAAUCUCAGCGUUGGUAGCCCUGGACUGGUAGGCCCUAGAGGCACGUGAGCCUUUUGUGCUGAGGGUGCCUCUGUUUCUGGGCCUGCCCCAGGGCUUGGCCCGGAUGGCUCUGUGGAGACAAGAAACAGAGGAAACACAUGUUUUCUAGGUUACUUUACAUAGACAGGAUUACUGGUAUGUUUUGGUAAAAUGAGAGUAGGUGAAAUUAACUCUAAAUGUUAUGUUUCAAGCUCUAAUGAAAUUAUGAAUAUAAAAUGCAGCCAUAUUUUA